This is a messenger RNA of Psilocybe cubensis, 2949 nucleotides long. RefSeq lists its product as uncharacterized. The coding region runs from base 1 to 2949 and encodes 982 amino acids. Gene Ontology annotation, molecular function: diphosphoinositol pentakisphosphate kinase activity; inositol hexakisphosphate kinase activity; metal ion binding. NCBI's taxonomy places the organism in Eukaryota, Fungi, Basidiomycota, Agaricomycetes, Agaricales, Agrocybaceae. The transcript has 17 exons. The record is from RefSeq and is a predicted model, not a curated record. Gene Ontology annotation, cellular component: cytosol. Gene Ontology annotation, biological process: inositol phosphate biosynthetic process; inositol metabolic process.
AUGCAUCCGCGAGACCGCCAAUCAAGAUUACACCUUCACUCACCUGAAAAGCCUUCUCAGCGAUCCAGCUCCGUCGUUACUCGCUCGUCUUCUCCAUCCUCAAUAGGAUCAUAUUCAGAUUUGGCGACAACCACAGAUUCCAGAGACCUGAAAUAUGGAGUCCUUCCUCAACAAAAAUCUGUCGUUCUCGGUAUCUGCGCCAUGGAUAUCAAAGCUCGCAGCAAGGCAAUGAGAGAAAUUCUUACACGAUUGGUCGAAAGGGCCAGAGGGGCUAUAGAGGUCAAAGUGUUUGGCGACAAGGUCAUCCUGGACGAAGAUGUCGAAAAUUGGCCCAGAUGCGAUGUGCUCAUCUCCUUUUUUUCGACCGACUUUCCACUUGAUAAAGCGACAUCUUAUGUCAAGCUCCGAAAGCCUUUUUGUAUCAAUGAUCUUCCCCCCCAGGCUUUGCUCUGGGACAGACGCCUGGUGGGGGCUGUUCUAGAUCAUCUUGGAGUUCCAACCCCAACCCGUUUAGAGGUAUCGAGGGAUGGUGGUCCCAAGGUCGACCCAGAGCUUGUCGAAAUCAUGAAGAACAAGUUGGGCAUUACCCUGGGUGGUUUCCUCGUGACCCCUGAAGUUACUCUUCGAGAAGAUGGUAAUGCCAUUAUAGUCGAUGGAAAGGCCAUGGAAAAACCGUUCGUUGAAAAGCCGGUUAGCGGAGAGGAUCACAAUGUUUAUAUAUACUUCCGGGGUGGUGGAGGUCGUCGAUUGUUUAGAAAGGUGGGGAACAAAUCCAGCGAGCUCGAUCCUACCUUGAAUCACCCUAGAACGGAUGGGUCAUAUAUUUAUGAAGAGUUUAUUGACGUAGAUAACUCAGAAGAUAUCAAAGUUUACACAGUGGGAAAGGAAUAUACCCAUGCAGAAACUCGCAAAUCACCUGUGGUCGAUGGUGUCGUGAGACGCAAUACGGAAGGGAAAGAAAUCAGGUUCAUUACACGACUGACAGAAGAAGAGAAAUCUUGGGCGGAUAAGAUCUGCGAAGGAUUUGGUCAACGUGUGUGUGGGUUCGACAUGUUGCGCUGUGGAAAUGGUCGACAUAGUCAUGUUAUUGAUGUGAACGGAUGGAGUUUUGUGAAAGGAAAUGAGACCUAUUAUGACAAAGCUGCAGAUAUCCUAGCUGCCCUUUGCAUGCGUGUAUCAUCUACGUUGGAACGGCCCUUACCAGCGGUAGUACCGUCCCAGGAAGCGCCUACAUGGUUAUUAAAAGCUAACGUUACGGUUUUCCGGCAUGCUGAUCGUACUCCAAAGCAAAAAUUGAAGUUCAACUUUCCAAUAGGAGAGCCUUGGACCCAACCUUUUGUCACUCUCCUGAACGGAGAAACGGAAGAAAUUAUUCUGAGAGAAAAGGAACAAUUGACCUGGAUUGCUACUGCCAUUGAAGAAGCCCGGAAUCUAGGGGCGGAUGGAGAGGAGCUCAGUAAACUGACUCAACUCAGUAAUGCAUUAUUCAGCAAAAUCGAUCUUCCUGGGACAAAGGCACAGCUUAAGCCUGUAUACUCUAAAAGACAGGUCGGUCAAACGCGAAAGCUUACCAAGCUGACUCUAGUAUUCAAAUGGGGAGGCGAGUUCACCCAUUCAGCGCGUUACCAGUCUCGGGAUCUUGGUGAAAAUUUGAAGAAAGACAUAACUAUUAUGAACAAAGAGGUGCUUCAUAAUGUCAAAAUAUUCACAUCCUCGGAGAGACGUGUCAUCGCUUCCGCAGAAAUAUUUGCAGCCGCACUGUUAGAUCCACAGCAUCCUAGUUAUUCGGCCCAUUCCUCUGGUUCUACUCGUAGCCCCCUUGAUGCUAAAAACAAUGGGUAUGUCAAUAAAAACGUACCUCAACAACAGCAAGUUCCGAAUCAAGCUCCUCUCAAAUUAAUCGUGCGGAAGGACCUUUUGGACGAUUCCAAUGCAGCCAAAGAUCUCAUGGACGAUGUCAAAAAGCGUCUCAAGAUAUUGCUGCGGCCUGGAGAGUCAGAAAAGAGGCCCGAAUUAACAUGGCCUAAGAGUAUGAAAAAGGAGCCUGUCGAAGUUGUCAAAGAAGUGAUUGAACUCUUGAGUUCAUUCAGAGACAUUAUGCGCCAUAAUUUUGAAACUUUGGACGUUGACAAGAUUCAAGAACGAUGGUGCUGUGGCGACGAACCUUGGCUUUUCCGUGAGAGGUGGGAAAAGCUCUUCGAAGAUUUCUGCGAUGUGGAGCAAAAGAAAUUUGAUCCGUCGAGGGUUUCCGAAUUGUAUGACACCAUUAAAUACUGCGCUCUACAUCACCGAACCUUUUUAUUCUCCAUUUUUGACGAACAUGGUCGCACAGAUUCUCAUCAACCACCCCAAGACCGCAAAAUCCAUGAGCUUUAUGGUCGUGCUAAAGCUUUAUUUGAUUUGGUUGCCCCUCAGGAAUAUGGAAUUGAUCCAGAUGAGAAGGAGGAAAUUGGGGUUUUGACAUCCCUGCCACUACUUCGCAAUGUGGUAUCGGAUUUGGAAGCGGCAAGAAAUAACGGCGAAAGUUCCCUGACACUUUACUUCACCAAAGAAAGCCAUAUCCAUACCCUCGUAAAUCUAGUUUUACUUUCUGGCCUCCCAAUUGCCAAUCGACGAAUCCCUGAGUUGGAUUACGCGUCCCAUAUAACCUUUGAGCUUUAUGAAAGGAAUCACGGUCGUGGGAACUCUGAUAAGGAGUAUUCCAUCAAGCUUUCACUAAGUGAAGGCGCGCAUUCAUCGAAUGUCCUUGAUUCUACACUGGAUGCUCGACAUUCCCUGAAUGUACAACCACGGCGGAAACUCACCCAGCAUCUACCGUACAGCUUGGUCAUUGAAAAAUUGUCUAAACAUUUCAAUAGAUUGACCGAUGAUGACGAUACCGGACUAGAAGGACCUUUCGAGACCAUAGAUGCCCCUUUGUCAGUUUCGCCGGCAGGAAAUAGCGAGUAG